AUGUCUGACACGUGUGCAAAGUUUAAAGAAAAUCUGAGCAUUGCAUUUGGAAGCCUUCCCUUGUUAAGAUCAAUUUACUGUUUGCAAGUAUGUUUUGAGUAUACAGAUAUUGGCCAACUUCCGUUUAGUUAGGAUCUUUUGAUCAGGAAAAAUUUGAUUGACGUUAUUUCCAGUUUCCAAUACGAGUUCUUUAUUUAAUGGACUGGUGCCCUCUUAUUGAGAAGAUAACAUCGCUCCAAUUAUCCGCGAAUUCUUUGUUUUCCCUCAUUUUAUACACGUUGAGAUGUUUUGCAGACCCUCGCCAUGGGUACUUCUUACUCUCUGCCCAAGAAGACGGGUCCCAGUCCUUUUACUCGAUCCGGUGAACCUCCGGUGAAGUUGACUCAGGUGUCGGAGAAGCCGGGUCACCGGACCCAUGAAUUGAUGAGCCUCCAGCUGCACAUGGCCGAUGAGCGCCAAAGAAUGGCUGGAUUAUCUCCGGCUGAAAGGGAGUGGAGAGCGUAAGUGUGCUCUAAUUUUGUUUUAGGCUUGUUUAGAAAGUGGUUGAAAGAUCAACAUCUGCAUCCUGAUGAACCAGUUCAUGUCGACGCUGUGCAUCGUCAGCUGAAUCCUGUCAGAGUCCUUUACAGAAAACCUUGGGAUGUGUUGUACAGAAGAUUCCUCAAUCCAACUUUCGUAAGAGACUGAACGAAAAUUGCUCAACAAAUUGAUUUAUGUUUUAGGGACCUUUUUAUGGACUAGCCAUUCGAGCUUUUGUCCCAAAGCUUUUGAUGGGUCUAAUACUAGUUCAAGCAUUAUAUUAUCAGACCAAAUACAAUGCCAGGGUAAGUCUUGCUUUAAAUUUAUUUUUAAACAUUUAGAACUGGCAACGAUACACUGGUUUUACUGUCUUUACUGAAAGGGAUAUCAGGAGUGCCGAUCAAAUUGAGAAAGAUCAUCCCGGUCUUCUGGCCAAGGGCCUCGAUCAGAAUGACAAGUUUGAUUACUUUGACCCGACUUACUUCAACCGUGAUUCCCUUCUCAACAUUGGGGAACCAGUUAGGAAAUAUUGAGUUAUCAGUUGUGUUUAUAGUACAAUAAAAUCUUUCUCUUUGGACAAUUUUAUUGUAAAGCUGGUUGUAUGCCAUGAUUAUCUUAUAGAUUUUCUAAUUAUUCCAACUCUAACUGCAGGUGGAAAGUGAUGGUGAGAUGAGAAAAGAGAAGUGUUUGCUGUGUGCUUUAUUCUCCAUUUUGUUUUUGUACUAUUUGGUUCCAUUUGAAUGGUUGGGUAUGCUAUUCCUGCCCUUUUUGUAGAUUAUAUUAUUUAGGUCCGAGACAUGGCAAGUUCUUUGUCCAUCCCGAGCGACCUGCAAUGCUUAUAGAGCGAUGCCAAUAUCUAGAACAUCCAGUGAAAGGGAAAGAAGGAGACUUCUAUAAGACAGAAUGGAAGUUGAGGGGCGUUAUGAUUGUUUUUAGACAUGGCGAACGGUAAGGGAAAGUAUAGUUGAUAAUUAUAAGGACUUGUAGAUCACCAUUAAUUGAAUUGAAGAACAGUUAUGGGCCCAAUUGUUCUCCUUACUUUGAUAUCGACAGGCGGGCGUUUGCUUCAUACACGCAGCUACUGGCUUCAGAUAAGUUUCGAGAAUUUUUGAUAGUGGAUCCAAUAUUCCCAAGGAAUUUUUCAUGGCAUCCACACAGGUAUGUUCUUGCUCAAUUUUAUUGUAUUAUAGUUCUAAAUGCGAAUACGGCCAUAUGACGGCAGAAGGAGCACUGCAAUUGCUUAAACUGGGCUCUUAUCUUCAUGAGAAAUACAAGCUCCAAGGAUUGUUUGACGGUAGGUUAAAUUGUAUAGUAAAAUAUAUUGCCAGAUUUAAAUACAAUUGAUGUCACAUUGAGUUCUUCGAUGUAUUCGAGGACAUUCCAAUCGGCUAUUGCCUUUACAUCGACCUUCUUUUAUGUUUUGGAUGAUCUAAAAAACGUUCAUCUGAAAGCUUCUAACACGACUCACUUCUGCCUGAAUGAUCAUGCUCCUUGUUACUGCCCUUCUUACGACAAGAUUCGUAAACUCUCGGAAAUGGUAAGCCAUGAUCUUCAAGAUGACAAUGUUGCAGGAAAGGAUUAAAGAAUUCCAUACUCGGACUGAGCCCAGAUUAAAACAACGGAUAAAAUCUCUUGGAGAAAUGGUCGGAAUGGAGAAGGUGGAACAUCCGUUACAAUUAUUUGAUGUUAUCCUUGGACGAUAUGCCUGCAGGCGAUCCCCCUUCCCUUGCCAAGCUGACGGAGAUUGUUUGACUUUGAAUGAUAUUAUGGAAGUUGCUGAUGAAAGUGCAACAAUUGCCAAGAGAAUGGCCACAGAGUCGUCCAAGAUUACCAAAUCCAUGAAUGUCAUAGAAGCCUACGCCCUUUUCAACCAUCUCAGUAUAAUGAUUCAGAAUUUGAAAGGGCGAAAAGUGAAUUCUAAGAUAGUCAAGGUGCUUAGUGGUCACGAUAUUACACUAGAGGCCUUAGUUAACACUUUAAAUUUGACUGACAGAAUCCCUCCUCAUUACUCUUCGAGGAUCGUAUUUGAAUUAUUCGAAUCCUCGGCUCAUAUCUCUGGAGAAAAUCUUUUUGUGAGAGUUUUGUUUAAUGGAUUAGACCAGACUUCCAAUGUAAAUUUCUGUUCCGAGAGUCUUAUUCAUGGUCUUUGUCCGGCUAGUAAAUUCGAAAGCUUUGCUUCGAAUGGUCUAUUUCCACUUGCCAGUCUUUCAGAUUUAAAAGAAAUUUGUUAA
Molecule: messenger RNA, 2750 nt
Organism: Bursaphelenchus xylophilus (pine wood nematode)
Lineage: Eukaryota; Metazoa; Nematoda; Chromadorea; Rhabditida; Aphelenchoididae
Source: the annotation of a GenBank genome assembly